Messenger RNA from Prorocentrum cordatum, 1662 nucleotides. NCBI's taxonomy places the organism in Eukaryota, Dinophyceae, Prorocentrales, Prorocentraceae. The record is from the annotation of a GenBank genome assembly.
GCGCACCAGGUUGCCAGGGUAGAGUGCAACCUCUCGCGUCAGGGCGUGGAGGCCCUCGUUCGAAAGGCCAGAGCAAGGUGCACCGACGAGUGGGACAACAGCGGGAAGUACACCCACGUCAGGGACAGGUGGGGCAGCGACAUGACGAUGUUUGAGCUGCGGGUCAUCGCGGAGAGGUUGUACUGCGACGACGAUGAUGCGACGAUCACGCUGGUGGGCCCUGACGGCUGGACGUGCAAGAGGCAUUGGUCGGGUCAGUGCGGCGUCGGCUCGGUGGCCAGCAGGCAAAAGUCGCUGGAGACAGUUGGGUUGCUGUUGGGGCUGCGGGAGUCGCCAGACUUCGUGGAGGAAGAGAAGGGCGUCUACUCACUUCUUGACUGGGGGACGCUUCUGGCAGACGCUGGCAAGAAGGCGUGGGAGGCCGACGUGAAGAAGGAGAACAGGUGCAUCCAGCUCAUGGCCAGCACCGUGCUCAAGGGGUGCAAGAGGUACGCGAGAGCGACGCCCGACGACGUCCUGAACUUCCUCAUCGAGUACAAGAACGUGGUGAACGGCCAGGUGACAGAGAUCACCAUCAUCCAGAUCUGGGAGUCCACGCGCAACGUGGAACUCCGCUUCAAGCAGCGGGCCAAGCAGAUGGGUUGGGGAGAAAUGGCAUGGGACAAGCUGUUGGACUUGAAGUACGAGACGGCCGUGUCGUAUUAUCCUGGGAGGUGGGCGAACCCGACGAGCUACAAGGUGUCCUCCAGCUUCUACCGUUUGUCGCAGCUUCGCAUCAUCGAUGCCGAUUGGAGGGGCGAUCAUUUGGAGAAGGCCGAGCAGAUCAGCGUGUGGGAUGCCACGGUCAAGGUCGUGAACGGCGAGUGCGACUUGCAGCGCCCCGCAGCUCGCAAGACCGAGACGAUCUUCCAGUCAGUCAACGCGUGCUUCGUGGUCCUCAAGGCAGACUACCCUGAGCUCGUGUCCGAUUGCGUCCGGAUGGUGGUGCCGAUUCCACAGGAUGCCAAACCUCUUGGUCAGUACAAGGGGCUCAGCCCAGGAUUGCAGAACCCAGGGUUCAAGACGCAGAUCCGCGAGCCCAUGGUGAGGAGGCUCCUGCAGGACAUGUCCAACAGCGAAGCAUUCAAGCAGCUCGCGGACCCAGACUCCAAGCUGCACAAGGACCUGAAACUGAAGGAGGCCAAGGCGAUGUUGAAGGCAACCAAGGCGGCGGCUCGCGAGAAGGAGAAAGCUGAGAAGAAGAAGAAGUCUGAGGCGGCAAAGGCCGCGGCGAGUUUGGUGACUAAGUCGGGCCCACGCUGGAGGAGACAGAAGGGCGCAGCAAAAGAGAAGUCUGCCUCACGUCCAGCGUCGAGCCUGAAGGCUGCCGCGGCGACGAAGUUCCGCAAGCAGCAGCAGCAGAAGCUCAAGGCGCAGCAGCCGCAGAUCAAGGACGUGGAGGUCACAGAGGUACAGAACGGCAUGGAGACGUGGAAGUUCGUGGACUUCGCCAGGAGUUUGGUCGGCGAGAUCGAGCGGAUCAGCCCCGACUCGAAGGACUUGUGCCGCCAGGUGUGGGUCUUGGCGUUGUUCGGCGCGAUCGCGGGCUCCGUCCCCUUGUACGGCGCCAACGACAAGGUCGUGGACUGCGUGGAUUUCACGGCGUUCGCCAAGAGGGCGAAG